Messenger RNA from Mustela lutreola (European mink), 1833 nucleotides. RefSeq names its product Era like 12S mitochondrial rRNA chaperone 1 (gene ERAL1). Gene Ontology annotation, biological process: ribosomal small subunit assembly. The record is from RefSeq and is a predicted model, not a curated record. Lineage: Eukaryota; Metazoa; Chordata; Mammalia; Carnivora; Mustelidae. The transcript has 10 exons. Gene Ontology annotation, molecular function: GTP binding; rRNA binding; ribosomal small subunit binding. Bases 17 to 1255 code for a protein of 412 amino acids. Gene Ontology annotation, cellular component: mitochondrial matrix.
GUUCCUUGCGGCAGUAAUGGCUGCUCCCAGCCGUCGCGCGGCUACUCUGUUUCGGGCGGUGUCAGGGGUCCGGCAGUUGGGCCCCAGUGCCGAGAGGGAGUGGGGGGUCCGGCUCUCCUCGCUCUUUGACUGUCAGCGGAGGUGCGUGUCCUGUUUCGCGGGCGCCGCCUUCUCUGGUCCCCGCCUGUCCUCUGCUUCUCGCCGUUAUGGCCAGAGCUCAGCCUUGGACCGCUUCCUUGGACUCUCUCAGCCGGACAGUUCGUUGACUUCUCACCCUCCCGGCGUGUCUAUGCACAGAGAUGAGCAGGAUCUCCUAUUGGUCCAUCAUCCCAACAUGCCUGAGAACCCCCGGGUCCUACGAGUCGUCAUCCUGGGUGCCCCGAAUGCAGGGAAGUCAACACUCUCCAACCAGCUGCUGGGUCGGAAAGUGUUCCCUGUCUCCAAGAAGGUGCACACCACUCGCUGCCAAGCUCUGGGGGUCAUCACGGAGAAAGAGGCCCAGGUGAUUCUACUUGACACCCCUGGCCUCAUCAGCCCUGUUAAACAGAAAAGGCACCAUCUGGAACUUUCUUUGUUGGAAGAUCCAUGGAAGAGCAUGGAAUCUGCUGAUCUGGUUGUGGUCCUUGUGGAUGUCUCAGACAAGUGGACUCGGAACCAGCUCAGCCCCCAGGUGCUCCAGUGCCUGACUCAGUUCUCGCAAGUCCCUAGCAUCCUUGUCAUGAACAAGGUAGAUUGCCUGAAGCAGAAGUCCGUUCUUUUGGAGCUCACAGCAGCCCUUACUGAAGGUGUGGUCAAUGGCAAGAAGCUCAAGAUGAGGCAGGCCCUUCGCUCACAGCCUGGCACUCCGUGCCCCAGCCCAGCAGCUGAGGGCCCAAAAACACAGUCUGUGGGAGGCCCUCAGAGGAUCGGCUGGCCCCACUUCCAGGAAAUCUUCAUGUUGUCAGCCCUAAGCCAAGAGGAUGUGAAAACACUAAAGCAAUACCUCCUGGCACAGGCCCGGCCAGGACCCUGGGAAUUCCACAGUGGAGUCCUCACUAGCCAGACGCCUGAGGAGAUCUGUGCCAACAUCAUCCGAGAGAAGCUCCUAGAGCACCUGCCCCAGGAGAUUCCCUACAGUGUGCAGCAGAGGACAGUGAUGUGGGAGGAAGGGCCAAGCGGGGAGCUGGUGAUUGAACAGAAGCUUCUGGUGCUCAAAGAAUCUCAUGUGUCUUGUGUGUGUGUCUCUCUCUCUCACCCCACCCUCAGAGGAUCCUGAUUGGUCCAAAGGGGCGCUUGAUCUCCCAGAUUGCACAGGAGGUGGGCCGAGAUCUCAUGGACAUCUUCCUCUGCGAUGUACAGCUGCGGCUCUCUGUGAAGCUUCUCACAUGACCGCCCUCAGCUGCCUUUCCCAUGGCAUCCCAGCCCUAGCUGCUGGCAGGAGCCACUGACCAGGAUGGCCCCUGCCUGGGAUGGGGACUGGUGAGAGGCAUGGGCACUGCCUGAUGGACUGACUGGCUGGCAUGGCCUUAGUGAGUCUGCCUAGGCCCUACCUGACCACAUCUGUUGGAGGAAGAAACUUAGCUCGGUUACAGGGUCGUGCCUCUGCCUGGGAUUCCAGCUGCUUAGGUCUAGAAAUUGGCUCUUCAGUAGGAACAAUGCCACUCUGCUUCUGGCUGGCAUCAAACCCAGAGUUUCUCCCUGUGUUGCCAGUUUUAGCAGAGAGGCCUUUUUCCUAUCCCCUCAGUUCCUCUACCUUAAAACCACGCAUAAGGACUUGUGGGUCCUAAGGGAGAUAGUGCCACUUGCCCCAUCCCUCUUCCCAGGCUCGAAUGCUAAUAAAAUUAAAAGACAAGC